AUCUAGAUGAGGGCCAGCCCCUUUCUCUCCGACGCAUCGCUUUUGCGAGAUCGGUGACAGGAGAGGCUUGGGUUUGGGAAAACAUGGCGGGGACUGAGGGCAAGGUUAUCAAAUGUAAAGCUGCUGUUGCCUGGGAAGCAGGAAAACCUCUUAGCAUUGAGGAUGUGGAAGUUGCACCCCCAAAAGCCCAUGAAGUUCGGAUUAAGAUUACUGCCACUGCUGUCUGCCACACAGAUGCCUACACCUUGAGUGGCUCCGAUUCGGAGGGAGUGUUCCCUGUUAUCCUUGGACAUGAAGGAGCUGGCGUAGUGGAGAGUGUUGGAGAGGGAGUGACCUGUGUCAAAGCAGGGGAUCGAGUAAUUCCACUUUACAUCCCACAAUGUGGGGAAUGCAAGUUUUGCCUGAACCCCAACACCAAUCUCUGCCAGAAGAUCAGGGUGACCCAGGGCCAGGGUUUGAUGCCUGAUAAGACUAGCCGAUUUACCUGUAAGGGCCAGAUGGUUUACCACUACAUGGGAACUAGCACCUUCUCUGAAUACACCGUUGUUGCAGAUAUCUCACUGGCUAAAAUCGACAGUGCAGCUCCACUGGAUAAAGUUUGUCUGUUGGGCUGUGGUAUUUCCACUGGCUAUGGUGCAGUUGUCAAUACAGCCAAGGUUCAUCCAGGCUCUACCUGUGCUGUGUUUGGACUGGGCGGAGUGGGUUUGGCAGCUAUUAUGGGAUGUAAGGUCGCUGGUGCCACUCGGAUCAUUGGGGUUGAUGUCAACAAAGACAAGUUUGCAAAGGCUAAAGAGUUUGGUGCAACCGAAUUCGUCAACCCUAAGGAUUAUGAGAAACCCAUUCAAGAAGUUUUGGUUGGAUUAACAGAUGGUGGUGUGGACUAUUCCUUUGAGUGUAUUGGUAAUGUCAUGACCAUGAGAGCUGCCCUUGAAGCAUGCCACAAGGGUUGGGGAACCAGCGUAAUAAUAGGGGUGGCACCUAGUGGACACGAAAUUGCAACUCGGCCCUUCCAGCUGGUGACUGGUCGCACUUGGAAAGGAACAGCGUUUGGAGGAUGGAAGAGUGUGGAGAGUGUGCCGAAACUUGUGCAAGAAUACAUGGCUAAAAAAAUAAAGGUGGAUGAGUUUAUAACUCAAACGCUUCCUUUUGACCAGAUCAAUGAGGGUUUUGAACUGAUGCACGCUGGGAAGAGCAUUCGAAGUGUCCUGUUGUUUUGAAGCUGACGGCAGUGCGCCAGUGCCUUACCUGUCCGGUGAAAUCUUCAAGUUGAAUAGUUUCAAAAAUUGGUUCAGAAGAACUUUGAUUUUGUUAGCAUUUUCAUAAAAUAAAAUCUAAUUGUGAUCUGUUUUAAAAAAAAAAAUUUUUAAUGAGUUCAUUGUUGCUUACUUAUUUUCUGGACCAUUUUCCAUAUUAAUCUAAUGUGAAAAUAAAAUGUUUUCUUGUUC
Molecule: messenger RNA, 1445 nt
Organism: Hemiscyllium ocellatum (epaulette shark)
Lineage: Eukaryota; Metazoa; Chordata; Chondrichthyes; Orectolobiformes; Hemiscylliidae
Product: alcohol dehydrogenase class-3
Exons: 9
Coding region: 84-1217 (377 amino acids)
Biological process (GO): formaldehyde catabolic process
Cellular component (GO): cytosol
Molecular function (GO): S-(hydroxymethyl)glutathione dehydrogenase [NAD(P)+] activity; zinc ion binding
Source: RefSeq, a predicted model, not a curated record